GAAACACAGCUGAUAUGCAAAUGCAGUCCUUUUGGGCAGAAAUUGACAAUCGGCUAUUACGACCAUAACUGCUUGUUCAUUUUGCGCUUGAAUAAAGAUUUUAUAGUAAUAAUAUUAAUAAUUGGAGUUUAAUUACAAAAAAAAAUUAUUUAAUUGGUAAAUUAAUGAAAAUUUGUAUAAAGUGAACUGAAGCAUUUACCACAACAAGACAUUAAACAAGUCAUUUUCUUUAUACACAUUUAUUCAUUGAUAAACCUAAACUCACCCUUUUUACCACCUUGUCAGAUACCGCAAUUGUUAAAUUUAGAAUUACAACUCAAAUAUGGGCAUUAAUGAAACUCAACAUGAUACACAAUCAGCCGAUGAAUGCAAUACAACAAAAUUAUCCUUAGAUAUUUUUCAGGAUAUUUUUAAGCGCAUUGAGCCGGAAGUGCAAAUCGAUACGUUUGAGAGUGAACAGGGGUCUGGGCGUGGUGAUAACUACACGGCAAUACUGUACCGUAUUCACCUUACUGGACAAAGAAGAUGUACAGUUGAUGGAAAAAAACUAAAAUGGGAGAAGAAUUUAAUUUGCAAACGAUUACCAGAGAAUGUGCAACGUAGAGAAGCAUACAAAAGUGAUAAAUUAUUUAGAAAUGAAGUCGAAUUUUAUACAACGAUUAUGCCUGAGCUAUUGAAAUUUCAAGGCAGCAAGACAACACAAGUAUUUAAUGCUGUACCAAAAGUUUAUAUUGCACAGCCGGAUAUUCUUGUGAUGGAGGACUUAAGAAUACGUGGGUUUGAAAUGCCUGAUCGAAAAAAAGGACUUACAGUAGAGGAAACAACACUCGUUUUGAAGCAAGUUGCUCAAUUUCAUGCUUUAAGCUUAGCGUAUAAAUAUGAAAAUCCGAAACAAUUUGAAAAAUUACGUAUGCUAACAACUGAAGGUCUAUUUUGUGCCUCCAAUGAAAGUUGGUAUAAAAAUUACUACGAACGUUUGACUAAAAAUGCAAUUAAAAUGGUCUCCGAUGUUUUACCUGAAGACUCAAAGUAUUUGACAGCUAUGAAAGAUUUUGCUGAAAGCUCAUCAUUUUUUUCACGCAUGGUAAAUUUAGUUAGCGCGGAGUCGCCUUUGUCAGCGAUUUGUCAUGGUGACUGUUGGGUUAACAACUUUUUAUAUCGAUACGAAAUAAAUAAUGAUCAAUUGAAAGUUUUAGAAGUUUGUCUUGUAGACUUUCAACUAAUACGAUACAGUUCUAUUGCUUUAGAUAUAGCUAAUUUACUAUUCUGUUGCACCAGUAAGUCCACACGGGAUGAGCAUUUACGUUCAUUUAUUAAACUAUACAGUAGUGAACUGUUUAGUUGGCUUGAAAUUCUAUGUAGUACAAUACCAGAGCAUUUUAACACACCAGAAAAAUUUGAAGAAUUAUUUACUAAAGAAUUAAAAACCUAUGGUCGUUUUGCACUUGGUCUAGCGUUAGACAUUAUACCAAUAAGUACUUGUGCAUCAGAAGAUGCUCCUGAUCUCUAUUUGAAUACACAUCUAACUGAUGAAACCAAAUUAGGUGCACCAGAAUUAAAUUUUCCGCCCAACGAUUUGUGCCGUCAAAAAAUGUCCGAAAUUGUUAUUGACAUGGUCGAUGGUGAUAUGCUGUAAGAAAAUGCAACAUCACUUAUAUUGCUAUCACUUAACAUAUACACGAAUAAGUUUCCUUAAACGUAUGGAAUUUAUAUAUAUGAUAUUAUUAUUUAAUCGAAAGUAAUGUAGUGAAAGUAAAAUGGUUUACAUGUAGGUAGUAAAACUUACUUAGGCAUUUGUAAUUAUUUGACUUAUACGUAUGAAAUCUACAAGAUGAAAUACUUGGUAGACUACUCAUGAAUAUUGUAUUGAAAUGAAAUUGUGUCGCUAUAGCGCAUGCUACUACAGGAUAUGUGAAUGAAUAUAUAUAGAAAACUCAAGUUCAGAGAUAAUUAAUAGUAUUUUUGCAGUAUUAAUAAUCAUAAAAAUAAGUAGCAGUAAAUAUGUAUGUUAUAUUUGUAUAACUGCGGUUAAAUGUGUAUUUGUUUGAUUUGGAAUGGCUCAAGAUGUGUAGAAUGUUUCAGUUUUCUCUAAAUCAUGAACACAUUUUAUAUUUUUUUCAUUUUUGAUAUAAAAUAUUUUAAACAAAAUAUACAUACAUAUUUUUAAAAAUUUUUUGAGCCAUGCAUAUAUUUUAUAUUCGCAAUGCUUUUUUGACCCUGAACAAAGUAAGUAUUAAAAUAUGCUUCUAACAUGAACACCUUAGACAAUAAAAGUAUUGUUAGAAAAACAACAACAAGCAAUGUAUAUUUAGUA
Molecule: messenger RNA, 2314 nt
Organism: Teleopsis dalmanni
Lineage: Eukaryota; Metazoa; Arthropoda; Insecta; Diptera; Diopsidae
Exons: 8
Coding region: 323-1636 (437 amino acids)
Source: RefSeq, a predicted model, not a curated record